CUAUAUCUCUUUUUUUCCCUGAAACUAGAAAAAGGGCAUAACCGAAGAAACCCACCAACCAUAUAUCUAUCAUCGCACUGUGAAAUUGACCAGAAAACUAUAAACAAAAGGAGAAGUAGUAGUAAAAACAAGAAUUGAAGAGGGCGUUAAAGAUGCCGCAGGCAGUGGUUUGGAGUAGAGAAGAAGAGAAAGCCUUCGAGAAUGCUAUUGCCAUGCACUGGGUGGAGGAUUCCAAGGAACAAUGGAACAAGAUUGCGUCUAUGGUUCCCAGCAAGAGUGUUGAUGAGUUAAAACAACAUUAUCAAUUGUUAGUUGAGGAUGUUUGUGCUAUUGAGGCCGGCCAUGUUCCUGUCCCUACCUACAUUGGGGAGGAACCCCCCACUUCUACCCAUGCCAAUUCCGCCAUUACAUCCUCUGAUAGGCGAUCCAACGCCUCCGCCGCCUACGGGACUGGCUUUUCCGGCGCCGCCACCCACGACUCCGCCGCUCCCGCUGCUGGUAAAGGAGGCUCCCGCUCUGACCAAGAACGCCGUAAAGGGAUUCCAUGGACGGAAGAAGAACAUAGGCUAUUUUUGCUUGGUUUGGAUAAGUUUGGGAAGGGGGAUUGGAGGAGCAUUUCAAGGAAUUUUGUGAUUUCCAGAACGCCAACACAAGUGGCUAGCCAUGCUCAAAAGUACUUUAUCCGAUUAAACUCCAUGAAUAGAGAUAGGAGGAGGUCCAGCAUCCAUGACAUUACUAGUGUAAAUGGUGGAGACGUAGCAGCUGCCCAUCAACCACCCAUCACCGGGCAACAAGUGAACCCUACCCCUUCGAACGUUGCAGCCGCCCUUGGACCCGCAGCCAAGCACCGAAACCAGGCCAACCCACACGGGGGGUUAGGCAUGUAUGGCGCACCCCUUGGCCACCCUGUGCCCGCUCCACCCGGCCACAUUGCUUCUGCAGUAGGAACUCCGGUCAUGCUCCCGCCCGGUGUCGGACACCAUCCACCUUAUAUGCUUCCACUAGCAUAUCCAAUUGCGCCACCACAGCCACCCAAUAUGCACCAAUAAUCAAAUUCAUGGUGCUUUAAGGUGGUAGAUAGGCACAUUAAGAAAAAAAUAAGAGAAAACAUAUGAGUUUAUAAGGUCAUAAACUAGACUAGCUAAUCAGAUUCAGUCUGUGAUUUGACCCAUAAUCCAGUUGAAUGACUUUGGCUCAAUCUUUUAACACUUUUUUCCCCUCCUGUAACUAGGUAGAUGCUUUUGUAAAUACCAAGGUUACUGUUUUACUUC
This is a messenger RNA of Ipomoea triloba (trilobed morning glory), 1271 nucleotides long. Its product is annotated as transcription factor MYBS1. Bases 153 to 1049 code for a protein of 298 amino acids. Lineage: Eukaryota; Viridiplantae; Streptophyta; Magnoliopsida; Solanales; Convolvulaceae. The transcript has 2 exons. The record is from RefSeq and is a predicted model, not a curated record. Gene Ontology annotation, molecular function: DNA binding.